AUGCCCAGACCAAUAGACGCUCCUGGGAGAGACCGCCGAAGUUUUAACGAACGUGAUUUUGAGCGUCAUCGAGAUCACAGUCGGCACAGCACUCCAGGAGGCUACCAGAAGGUCAAUUAUAGAGAAGUCUAUGGAAAAAGUAACGGAGAUUACCGUAAACAUAAUGGCAAGCACCAUGAUGAACAUAGACGAAGUUUUAACGAGAAAGACAAAGAGAGAAAGCAUAAGGACAAGGAAAUUCGAAAAAAUGUUGAGGUAGGCGACGUUGUUUUCGGAUUUUAGGUAUGAAGUUGAUGAUCAAAUUUGACAAAAUUAGUGUUAAAAGAUGCGCAUGGUUUUGCACAAGUUUUUAAAAUUAACUACAAGGUUUUGAGAAUUGACCUUACGUUAGUAAUUUAUUGAUUUUAUACAGAAGGUCGUAAGCUAUCUAAAAUAAUAUAAGUUUUGACCGAAACCUUAACUUUCUUUAAAUCUACACGAAAGUACAUACCAAAACUAAAUGGAUGAGCAUUUUUCAGCCUUUAAUAGUUGAUGAAAUGGCAGAUAUCAUAGAGAAGAAGAUAAAAAAGGAGGAUUUUAUUAUUUUUGUCAGUGAGACCGGAUCAGGAAAAAGUACCAAAAUACCACAAAUCGUGAUAGACCGAGUGUUUAAAGGUGAUGAUCGUGCUUCAGUAGUUGUAACACAACCUCGACGUGUGGCUGCAUUAAAUUUGGCACGACGUGUGGCUUAUGAACGGCGAUGCAAAGUCGGAGAAGAGGUGGGUUGUGGGUAAUAUUGGCUUGUUUUUUUUUAUGUUUUGAAACAGUAAAAAAUAUGUUGUAAAAUACGUAAUGGUUACCGAUACAUGAAAAAAAAAUGUUUUAGGUUGGUUACAAAUUCCGAUUCGAAGACGAAACAUCGAAAGAAACCAAGAUCAAGUACGUUACUGAUGGUAUUCUUCUAAAAGAGUUGGUAUACGAUCGACAACUGAAAGAUUACAAGUGUAUCAUUAUCGAUGAAGUACAUGAACGCAGUGUAGAUACGGAUAUACUUUUACUACAGUUGAAGAAGCUUGCAGCGGAAAAGAGACACAAGAUUAUAUUGAUGUCAGCUUACACUGAUGUAGAAGCUUUGAAGGCGUAUUUUGAUGGUGUAGAAGCUUAUUAUAUACCCGGGAGGUCUUUUGAUAUUGAGGUAAGAUGUUAUUUCCUAUGAUUUUUUAUGAUUUAGAAGGAUUUGAGAGGUUGAGGUUGAGCCGUGAUGCUUUUAUAUUAUAGUAGGUAUCGAUUUGAAAGCACUUUGGAUUUUUUCAUUUUUCUGGUGGUUAACUAAGCUAAAUGGCUUGUUGAUGAUAUUUAAGGUAUAUUUUAGACCAAUCUCUUUAAUUUCAGACAUUUUUCAUACCAGAUCCGGUUGACGAUUACCUAGACUUGUCUCUUCGAACAGUCCAUCAACUUCACCAAACAGAGCCAACCUCCAGCGCCUUUCUAGUCUUUCUUACCGGUCAAGAAGAGAUUCAAACGGUUGUGAAAACGCUACGAAAUGCAUUACAAGACGCAGAUGUAUUUGCCUUUUACGCAGCCUUGGGGCAUGACAGGCCAAAAUUGUUCGAAAUUUCAAAAGAUCGACGGAAAAUCGUUGUCGCCACGAAUAUAGCAGAGACUUCGAUCACAAUUCCAGAUGUUAAAGUGGUUGUGGAUUCGGGAAAAGUGAAACAGAAGUUAGUUUUUUGAUUUGGAGAGGUUGGCGGGGGUUUUUUUGGGGUUGUACGAUAUUGUAGUAGGUAUCAGACGACCAAGUUUUGAAAAAAGGUUGUUUUUGAUCUUUAUUGACGUUUUUCAUUUCUAGAUGGACAACAAACUCCCUUCGAAUGGACCAGUUAAUCAUAAACAACAUAUCCAAAGCCCAGGCAAUCCAACGUGCUGGCCGUGCCGGACGUACUGGCCCAGGCAAAUGUUAUCGCUUAUACACACAAGAUCAGUACGAUAAGUUCACGGAUCAAACAGUACCAGAAAUUGAACGGUGUAACCUGAGUGAAGUGGCGUUGAUGUUGUUGGAUAUGAGGCAUCCAAAGCUGUCCAAAGUCGAUCUUCUGAAUAACCCACCGACCAAGGCAUGGGAAGACGCUUUGUUCGAACUUUAUGCUUUAGGCUUGAUUCAGAUCUUUGAAGGCGUGAAUAAAAUUGAUAAAGGAGCAUUUUAUUCGAUGGAUAUGAAUGAGAAGUUGGAGUAAGUUGGCUAGUUUUUUGGGGUUUUAAACGGUUUUUGGGGAUACGAAGGGGGUUUUGGUAAGAAAAGUUGAUGUUAAUGAGUGAUAACUGUCUUUUGAGUUAAGAAUGUGUCGUUGUAUCUUAAAUGAAGGUAAUAUAGUGUAUGAUGCGUAGUAUACUACAAGGAUUUGUUGCUACGUUACCUACAUUUUGAGAAAUGAUCAAAAAAUGGCAUUAACCAUGAAUAAUAUAGGGUUAGGGUAAGGUAAAUUGGCUAUAACUGAUUUCUAAGCUAAUGAUACUGCAAGAUUUUUUAACUAUAUGUUUAGUAGAGUAUUAUGGAUAGUAUGGUACAAGGAUUCACUUUUAUGUUACCUAAUUUUUGAAAAAUCAUAAAAAGAGACAUCAUAACAAGGUUAAUAUAGGGUAGUGUAAGAUAAAUAGGUCAUAACUCAAUUUUUAUGUAAUCAACAGAGGUGAUAUGUCAUUUUAAGGUAUACUAGGGUUUUGUAAGUAUAAUACAGUAAGUUACAUUACAGUAUGGCUUCUAAUUUUUGAGUUAUGACCAAAAACAUGGCUUCAGCCCAUUAAACUCUUUUUUUAGGCAAAAAUACACCCUAACAGCCCAAGGAAACAGUGUCAGACCGAUCCCAGUAACACCCCAACUAGCCCACUUCAUCUUACAAUGUAGCCACUUUGAUAUGGCACAGUCCGGCAUCUCGAUAGCGGCGGUAUGUUCGACGGGCGAGGAGAUGUUCUUCAUGAUUCGUGAUGAUAUGGAAGAAGCUAAACGGUCAGCAAUUCAAAGCGAACGGGAAAAGUUACUGAAGGGCAGUACGUCGGACUUCAUCGCACUAUUAAAGCUGGCAAGGCAACAUCGGAAGGAGGUGGAGUCGGUUUGGGUAAGGGUGGUUUUGGAGGUUUGGGGGUGGUUAUAAUGUGAAAGUUGGGAGAAAAGUGGAUUUUGUUACCUAAAUUAAAAGAAAAUGGGAUUUUGAUACCUAAAAUUAACAGAAAAUGAAAUUUUGAUACCUAAAGUUAUAAAAAUUGGCAUUUUGUUACCUAAAAUACCAAAUUUGGCCGUUUUUGUUACCUAAAUUGAAAAAACUUGAAAGUUGUUACCUAAAAAUCAAUUUUUUGAUGGAUUCGACUACAAGUGUUACCUAAAAAAUCAAUAAUUAUUGAAAUUUCAGAGAAAAGUUGAGAAAGAAAACAUGCUGAAUCCACGAUUCUUCAAGGAAAUUACAAAAAUUCGGCGCCAGAUAGCAGUACAAUGUGAGAAAAAGAGUAUUUGUAAUACCAAAAAGGACAAGGAGCUUGGAUCUGACUUUGACAGAUGCUUUGAGUAAGUUAUUGUGGCUAAAAGUGGCAUAAAAGCCCUUUUUUUUGGGAGUUUUAGGUCGUUUGUCGGCCGAUUUUUGGCUGUUUUUGGGCUUUUUUUGGCCGAUUUUAGCCCAAAAAUUAAUUUUUUUGAUAUUUUUUAAAAGUUUAACAUCUUACCAUUUCCAGCAAAGCCAUAGUCGACAGCUUCUUCUUCAACACCUGCAUCCAGUCCCGAGACAAAGACAACACCUACUACCUUCUCCUAGACCCAUCAGUCAAAGUAAAAAUCCACCCAAGCUCGGUCCUGGCACGAAAAUUCCCGAAAAUGUUUGUCUUUCAUGAACUAGUAAAAACCAACGAAAACUACGCCAAAAUGAUCCACCCCAUCAACGCCGAACUCCUGGUGGAUAAACUAAAAACGGCGGAGAUACCAGGCCUAUUGGAACGCAUCAAAGGCGGCUAA
Bursaphelenchus okinawaensis is the source of this 3976-nucleotide messenger RNA. The record is from the annotation of a GenBank genome assembly. Lineage: Eukaryota; Metazoa; Nematoda; Chromadorea; Rhabditida; Aphelenchoididae.